Messenger RNA from Culicoides brevitarsis, 3952 nucleotides. Its product is annotated as post-GPI attachment to proteins factor 6. Lineage: Eukaryota; Metazoa; Arthropoda; Insecta; Diptera; Ceratopogonidae. The record is from RefSeq and is a predicted model, not a curated record. The transcript is spliced from 7 exons. The coding region runs from base 820 to 3624 and encodes 934 amino acids. Gene Ontology annotation, cellular component: membrane.
CGCACCGGACGAAAAAACUCCCAAAAGAACUUGUUUAUGUCUGUAAAAUUUUUUGACAUUUAAUUUUGAUUCCUUUCUUCAAAAGAGUUUUUGUUUGUUUGACAAAAACGAAACAACGGAAAGCAGGCGAAAUAAAGGAUUGCGAGUCCGGGCAACUUCCGUCCAUGCAACAAAAAAAAUAUUUAAGUGAAUAAUUUUUGUGUGAGAGCACAGCAAAUACCGAGAAAUCCUUGAAACUUGCAAGCAAACAAGGAAAAAAUAUUUUUAAAUAAAUAAAAACAGAGUUUUUCGUGUGUGUAUUUUCCGUAUGCGACGCACAGCACAGGAGAGAAAAGUUAGUUCAUAAAAAAUCGAAGCUUGUCGUUGUCAUUGUCGUCGUCGUCGUCGUUGGCGGCAGGCAACAAUAUAAUCAUAUAAAUAUAACUAGAAAAAAAAAUAAAAUAAAAUUGUUUCAAAAAAAAAAAAUCAUCAACAAAACAUUUUUACAUUUAACGGAGUGAAGCAGCGUCAAUGUCUGUCUAAAUCGCCACAGCAGAAAUUUUAAAGCACACCAAAGUGGAUGAUCUCAUAACAUUAUUAACGACAGACAUAAUGACACCAUAUGCUCCUUAUUACAUUUCAACGGCACCAAGCAAAUCCAAAACAGCGACUCGUUGUCUGCAAAAGUGAACGAAGAAUGUUUCUCACUUCAUCAACCAUCAUCGUCGAAGUGAAAGGGGAAAAUAAUUAAAAAAAAAAAAAGUUGUCCUCCCCAAAAAAAACUUGAGUUUGAAUCCAUCAAUUAUUGGAAUCCUUUUUGUUGUCCGGGGCAAUUGAAAAAUGUCUCCUCCGCAAAAUGAUUUAUUGUCAAUUGCGAAACGGAAGAAAUUGUCGUCGUCACAAAGGGACAAAUUCCGUCGCUUUCUCUCGACGUUAUUAACGGCCGGUGCCACAAUUUCGGUGACCCUUUAUUUGUUACAACAACCCAUGUUUGUUGCGUCCGAGGAGACAUCUUCCAUUACGACAAAUCGCAGUAAUAAUUUAAUACGAGAACAAAUUAAGACAAACACAAAUAGCAACCACAGCAGCAGUAGCAGCAACAGCAACUCCAAUGAUAGUAAUAAUAACAUAACUAAUGAAAAACAAAUACCAUUAGUACGACUGCCAUCAAAUACGUUACUCAAAUAUACAGCUUACAAGGAUGUAUCAAUACUACAUUUUCGCAUUCCCGUGGACACACAAACGGCAUUGUUUAGCUUUAAGGCGUACGAGGAAUCCAAAAGUGCCUUUACUCGCCAAUGUACUCCACAAGACAUAACUCUACAUUUGAAAGCUGGCAGUUAUCCUGUCAUUAGUCCAGAAAAUAUUACCUUUCCGAAGCAUUUUUUAGAUGCCGAUCAACGUUAUGAGAUCCAUACGCUUCAGUUCAAGUCGGAUGGGCAAAUGCGGCGUUUGAGCAUAGAUGGACCAAAGUUUGGAAAUUGGUUUGGAAUUGGCUUCAUUUCGUGGACAGAUCCCAAUAAUGAGCGCAUCGAACAGCAAGGUCUCUCGCCGUCCUGCGAAACGCUCUUGUUAUCGGAAAUGGCCGUCAUUCAAAUACAACCCAUUAUAAUUCAUCCCGAGUUGCUGCACACGAAUCGUCUCUCGGUGAACAGCAGCGACGCCAUGUGCUACAAAUUCUAUGUGCCGAGCAAUGUUGCGAUUGUAACGUGGCACAUGCGAAUAACAAAACCUUGUCAAUCAUGUCCAGACAUGGGUUUCUACGUGCAAUCAAAUGGACUGCCGUCGCUCAAGUCCUACCUCCACAACACAAUAAUGGCUGUCAAUCAGAGUGGCGAGGUGGCAAUUGAAUUUUAUCCGCAAGAGAAUGCCUGGCACUAUGUCGACUUGGAAUUCGUUCUAAUUGACGGCAAUGCGACUUCUUUCAAUGGCGAAGUGGAAUUUGCUGUUUCGCUGACAUUCCAUGAAGACACGGAAAAUCUCGAAGAACCCGAAGAAGGCGAGGAGAUUAUCGAACGCGCUGGUCGCAAAUUCGUUCAUUAUCCGUUGCUGCGACAAACGUACCGCGAAUUUUUCAUGUUUGACUACGACUUGUUGCCAGAUGAGAAUGGAACGGUUCCCGUUAGUCUCAAUCUGACCGGAGGCAUGCCAACUGCGAUGAAAUUCGAUGUGGGCGAUGUUUACGAUAUUGGAGGCACUUUAAGCUUCGCGAUCGCUAUGAAACUUGAUAUUAAGGGAAAUUUCAUCGAAAGUCCGCCACGGAUUAAAGACGAUGUCGAUGACGGAGAAUUGAUUGCGGAGAAACUUGUCGAUACGGAAGGCGGUUAUGAGGAAACGAAAGUAAUUUUGCACAGCAAUCAAACAAUUGUGAUUUGUAUGAGGCUGGAAGAGCCUGGGAUUCCUCAAUGGCCGGACAAAUGCAUUUAUGGGAAUUCAGUUUUUCCCGCGACGAGUGUCAUUAACAAUACGGACACAGAUACAGGUACCGGCCUAAUCCACGUCCCAUUCCCCGAAAGUGGCAAAUGGUGGGUAACUUUGGGCCUCUUUUGUCAUGGCGCCGAAACCGCAGCUCGUGUCACCAUAAUCGACAGUGUCAAAGAGUUUAUCAAGAAAAAUAUGGAUUUAUUAUACGACAUGGACCACUCUUGUUCCUGCGCAAAGGCAAAAACGCAGUAUAUCGACUGCUUAUUACGCGAAAAAUGCUUGGCAGCGCUAAAUGAAACGGAAACGCUCAAAAUUAAGGAAUGCAUGAUGGACAGCAAAUGCACAGAUCGGUAUCAAGAAGUUUCGCGCCUUUUCGAAGUGCAUCAGAAAUUUGUGACGGAACAAGGUGUUGCCACAGAUCACACGUGCAACUCGACGGUCGUGUUCACGAUCAGUUCGUCGCCAUGCGUUGCUGGCAGAUGCGGCAGGAACGGAAGGUGUUACCACUACAUGUCGGGCGGAUUUGUGUUCAGCACGUGUUUAUGUCUCCGGAAUUACCGCGGAUGGGAUUGCACGGAAGACAGUCAAGUGCCGUCCAGCUUGUCGCUCCUCGUGGCAUCACUCAUGUUGACACUCAGCAACUUACUUUUCAUUCCGAGCAUUUAUUUUGCGAUUCGUCGCGAGUACUACACCGAAUCUGUGAUUUAUUUCUUUGCCAUGUUCUUCUCGACGUUCUAUCAUGCCUGCGAUUCGGGCGAGGAGGAAUACAGUUUUUGUCUCGUCAAAAUUGGCGUGUUGCAAUUUUGCGAUUUCUACUGUGGACUUCUUGCGAUUUGGGUGACCUUGAUUGCCAUGUCGCACAUUCGACAGACCCUUGUCUCACUUCUUCACAUGUUUGGCGCCAUUUUGCUGGCAUUCGGCACGGAGUUGAAUAAGCAAUCUUUGUGGGUGUUUUUGGCGCCGGCACUCACGGGCGUUUGCAUCAUCUCGUUCAGUUGGGGCUUUCGGUGCCGCAAAACGAAGAAAUGGUUUCCUUCCAAGAAUUAUCUGGCCUUGUAUUUGCCGCUCGGUGCGAUUCUUGUGAUGAUCGGACUCGUUUGCUACGCAUUCCUCCAGACGAAGCAAAAUUACCACAUUGUUCACUCGAUUUGGCACAUGGUCAUGGCACUGAGUCUCUUGUGUCUCCUGCCGAAUCGCGAGACUUUUAAACCAAAGUGCUAGCAUCCGGUCACCAUUUAUUUACUGGAUUCAGACAAUUCGUCCUCAAAUAACUGUUAGGUUAAAUGGUCAUAUUGCACGAAGAAAAAAUAAAUGCACUCUAUAAAAAUUAUAAAAAAAAAUAAAGAAAAAAAUCAAAAUUAAUGUCAUGAACAGCAAAUGGACCGAAUUUACUGAUUUUGAAAUAUUAAUUAAAAUAAGUACCUAUUUAUUAUGAAAGUUAUUAUCAUUACAACAAAAAACAGUAAAAAGUUUCUCUACGAACGAAAAAUUAAAAAAAAAAAUAAUUAUGAAAAAAAAAUAGAAAACUGUGAACAAAAAUUGAGUGGAA